UUUGAUGUGGCAAUAUAUACCAUUUCUUUUAAUUUUUACAUGUAUUAAGUUGUCAUGAAGAAAAAUUGUUAUUUUAGAAGAAAAGCAGCAGUUACAAUCAAUGAGAUUGUUUCACUCUGAAGCAAGUGCUGACAAGAAUCUGUUCUUUUCUAUGAAUUUAUCUGUUAUAAUCAAUUAUAUUCAACCCCUAUCAUUGUAUUCAUACCAUUUGCCUAAUAAAUAAAUAAAAUGUGGUGGGACCACAUUUGUUAGAAGGAAAAAUAAAUAAAUAAAAAGAAAGAAAGAAAGAAAGAAGCAUAGGGAACAGCUCUAUUGUGAGAGUUGGUCCUCUAUGGAAGACUGCUUCCAAUGGGAGUCUCCUACAAGGGUCGUCUCCAGGGGGGAUAAGAGACCCCAUAGUAGGUGCCAUUAGGACUUCAGUAGUUGACUUGUUACUUGUUUAUCAGCUGAAUUGGAAAUUUAAUGGGGUCCAAGCUCUUUUGCAUUAUCAUCUGUCAGGAUGCUUUCUUUAUAUUCAAAUUCAUCCUUGAAUUUGUUCUGAUUAAUUGUGUAUUUUCUGCUGUUACAGCAUAUUCAAAAGCUCAUUAUCUAUCUUCAUCUUUGAGGCACUUGGUGCUUGGUUUUGCGUCAUCAAUCAGUCUUGUAUGGGACUGGCACUUGAUUCCUAUCAGAGUCACUAUCAGUUUUCUGAUACUUAGGUGCUUAGCCCUUUGUGUGGUAGAAGUUUCUUCUGUAUAUAGUUUCUAUGUGCCUUGACUUCAGAUAUCUACAAUACAUUACAAAAAUCUGUGAAAGAUCAUUUAAGUGAAUUGCUACUUAUGUAAUGCAUACUAAUUUGCUGUUGCAUCUUAGUUAUCAUCUUAUGAUUGAAGUUUUUAUUAUUUUGGCAAGUGAAGGUUUUUGUUUUGUCUUCUUGGUUCUGCUGAAAUUUUCUGGUCAAGAGAACGUGUGGUAGACUUGGCUCCCUGAUUUUGUUUCAAUUGACCACCGAAGCUGUUGCUUUGCUUCUGCAUUGAGUUGUUUCUGUAUUCACACCUUUUUUUUCAAGUAUUCUAGUUUUUCCUAAUUUAUUAUAUUUUAUUUUUCAUUAGAUAGAUCAGCCAGCUGCAACAGAACCUCCUGCUGAGAAGGCCCCCAGGAAACGUAUAUGAAAAGUUCCAGAAAAGAACAGGCAUUUUUAUGUAGCUUGUGUUGCAUGAAGACUGGAAAAAUGGGGGAGCUAUCAAGAACAAGGAUACAAGGAUACCUCCAUUUGUAAAUUUUAGGCAUUCAAAAGACAUUUUCAAUGCAUUGGUCUUCAUUCUCAUUGAUCAAAUGCACUUUUUGAAGUUUUUUCAAAAUUUUCAUUCACCUCAUAGAAGGCAUUUAACAUUAACGGGAAGCUACUGUGGAAGAAAAUGAACAUGCAGAAGCAAUGUAGCGGGUAAUUUCCAUGACGCACAAACCUUACCAUUAGUUUCUACCUUCUAUGAUUUAUCCUCCUUUUCUGGUGUUUCACUUUGCAGACAAGAAACAGAGUCACGUUAAUAUAGAUAAUUACCCUUGUUGAAUUAAAAUUAAUUGAAGUCA
Messenger RNA from Rubroshorea leprosula, 1569 nucleotides. NCBI's taxonomy places the organism in Eukaryota, Viridiplantae, Streptophyta, Magnoliopsida, Malvales, Dipterocarpaceae. The record is from the annotation of a GenBank genome assembly.